ACCGUACAGUACACAACACUCACUGGAAUAAAGAAAAUUAACUCUAAAAUAAUCAUGAAGUAUUUACUAUAUUUCGCAGGAGUUGUGCUUUUUCAAAUGAUCAACACUGCGUAUGGUGACAAACAAAUAAUGUUAGCAUGUGCCAAUGAACUUGGAAUACCUACAGAUAUGCUGAAAAAUGGUCUAAAAGCGAAUAUGGGAAAACCAGAAUUCCGUUGUUUUUAUGCAUGCGUUUUCAAGAAAGACGGUAUCCUCGAACCUGGUAAUACUAUAAAUACAGCUGUAUUAAAAACAAAAGCAUCAGAACAUGUUGGACCAAAUAUUGAUCAAGUUGUUCAAGCAGGAGUUGAUUGUGGUGCUCAAUAUAAAGAUACUGCCGAUGAAUGUGACUUCUUCAAUAAUGUAGUAACUUGUUUCAUCAGCAAGGUUCCAGAUAUUCGUAAAAUGUUGAAACCAUAAAACGAAUGAAAUUAACCCUUUAUUCUUCUAAUUGUAUAGAGGAAAUCAAAUUUUUAACAUUAGUUGAGAAAGGAAUAUACACAACGCACAAAGAAAUAAAGAAAAUUUUGUAAAUUGUAUAUACAAUUAAAAAAUUGUAAAUUUUCAUUUCAAUAA
This is a messenger RNA of Leptopilina heterotoma, 615 nucleotides long. RefSeq lists its product as uncharacterized. Lineage: Eukaryota; Metazoa; Arthropoda; Insecta; Hymenoptera; Figitidae. Gene Ontology annotation, molecular function: odorant binding. The coding region runs from base 55 to 459 and encodes 134 amino acids. The transcript is spliced from 5 exons. The record is from RefSeq and is a predicted model, not a curated record.